CCUGACUCGCCUCAAACAUGGCUGCAAGGGAACGCCUAAUGCUUUGGGAGCCCGGAGCCGGAGGUACUCCAGGAAUGAGACCAUUGAUCAUGUAUUCGGCGUAACGCAUCUCUUUCUAUCUCCCUGCACUCUGGGCUGGGAAACAUGAAUUUUCCAUUUGGAAAAGAGGAGAGUGCUACUGAGAAGCAGCUUUUUGAAUUUUUCUGUGAAUGCCUGCGGAGGGGAGAAUGGGAGCUGGCACAGGCAUGUGUACAUCAGCUACAUGAGGGACAAGGGGAUAUCCCUAAGGAGGUGGAAGACAUACUUCAGGCGUUGGUGCGAUGUCCGUAUCUGCUAAGAUGUGGGCAGGACAUCAACCCUCAAAAGUUAGCCUGGAUUUGGCUUCUUGUACUGGAAAAAUGGUUGGCUCAUGAAAAGAAGUUAUUCCCUGCUCUUUUCCGGAGAAAGCUUGAGUUUCUUUUUUUGUCUGAAGAUCUCCAAGGUGACAUUCCAGAGAACCACCUUAAGGAGCUGUAUGAGACUUUAGCACAAGACCCGGUAGACCCUGUGCCUUGCAGAAGUCAGAGGCAGGAGAAUUGGACCCCAUGGCUCAGCUCCGAAGCUGUGUUUCUACUCUGGGAUCUUCUGAAGCAGGCACCCUUGCUAGCUCAGGCCCUGUUGGAGCUCCUGCUUGGGGAGGAUGAUGGCACCAGCCCCUGUCACUGGCCUCUGCAGAAGGCACUUGUGGACCUCAUUCGAAAGGCACUGCGAACGCUGCAGGACCCUGCCUCUGAGCCCUCUAGAGUAGUUGAUGCCAUCUAUGGAGCCCUGCGGACUCUGCGUUGUCCUGCAGAGCCAUCUGGGGUUGAGUUGUGUGUCCUGUGUGAAGAACUCCUGGAGGCCUGCAGGACUGAGCGGAGUCCCCUACAGGAGGAGCGGCUGCUCAGCUGCCUUACACACAAAGCUGGACGUAGCCUGUUAUCCCUCUACAGCCACACGUAUGCAGAGAAAGUUACAGAAAAGCUACCAAGAGCCACAACUUCAGGAAAAAUCUCACCAGAUCAUCCAAAUCCUGACCGGGUAAUGCUGGCCCUCUUCUCCACUCCUGACCCAGCCCAAGCUUGGAAAGUGACCUUUUUCUACUGCCUAAGCAACAACAAGCACUUCCUUGAGCAGAUCUUGGUAACAGCACUAACUCUGUUGAAAGAGGAAGAUUUCUCAAACCUAGGCUACCUGCUUGAUAGAGAAUUCAGGCCUCUCAGUCACCUGCUCGUGCUCCUCGGCUGGACACACUGUCAGAGCCUUGAGUCAGCUAAGAGGCUGCUCCAGACACUCCACAGGACCCAGGGCCAAGGCUGUGAUGAGUUCCUCAGGGAUGCCUGUGAUGGACUAUGGGCUCACCUAGAGGUCUUGGAGUGGUGUGUCCAGCAGAGCAGUCACCCUAUACCAAAGAGAGAUCUCCUGUAUCAUUUGCAUGGUGGAGACAGCCACUCAGUGCUCUAUUCUCUCCAUCACCUUACGAACCUUCCAGGCCUCAGGGAGGAAGAGGUUCUCAAGCUCUUACAGAAAGUACCAGCCAAAGACCUCCCUCAAGAACAUGAUUCAGCUGAAGCUUCAGUCCCUGAGCACCUGAGCCAGUGCCAGAACCUGACACUCUACCAGGGUUUCUGUGCUAUGAAGUAUGCCAUCUAUGCCCUCUGUGUAAACUCACAUCAGCACUCCCAGUGCCGGGACUGCAAAGACAGCCCUUCUGAGGACCUGGCCUCAACUGCAGAGCCAUCCAAGGACUCUCUCCCCGCCCCAGGUGCUUCUCAUCUCUUCUCAACAUACCUGGCCAAGUGUCAACAGUACCUGUGCAGGAUCCCUGACCCUUUGUGCCUGGAACUUCUUGAAAACAUCUUCUCAUUGCUCCUCAUCACCUCUGCUGAUCUUCACCCAGAGCCUCACCUGCCUGAGGAUUAUGCUGAGGAUGAGGACAUUGAGGGGAAAGGCCCCUUGGAUGUGAGGUCCCCAUCUGAGAGCCCUCAACACAUAGCACAGCCUGACAGGAAGUCAGAACACAGUUCCCUAGGCGCCCACAGGGGUCAUGCACAUUCAGUGCCAAACUGCCUAAAGACAGAGCUCAAAGAUGGUUUCUCAGAGCCUCAUGGGAGUUGCUUUUUGGAUCUAAAGCACUUUAUUAGUGGCAGCAGUGGAUUCCUGGCUGAUGAAUUUGCAAUGGGGGCCUUCCUCAGGCUUCUUCAGGAGCAGCUGGAAGAGAUCAGCAGCCACAGCUCCCCUGAGAAUGCAACCCUGCUAGAAGGCCAGAGCUGCUUAGGAAGCAGAGAAGGACUGCAGACCCGCCUGCACCAAUUUUCCAAGAUUCUCUCUGAGGCCCAGUGGAGAUAUAAGGUGGUAACAAGCAACCAAGGUUCAGAGAAGCAGCCAUCCCGAAGAUACCGGUCCAUUGCUGCACGGCACUCUAGUCUCCGACGGGGUCGGCGGACAAAAAGAAGCCGGGCAGAUGGACUGGACAGAGGCUCCAACCUGUCCCUGGAAAGUACAAGUAGUGAGCUGAGCACAAGUACCUCAGAGGGAAGCGUGAGUGGUGUGUGUAGAUGGAAUGAGCUGGAUGGCCAGUCACAGCCCCAAUCUCAAAGUUCAUUCAUCCCCAUGAUGUUCUCCCCACCUGAGUCACUGCUAGCAUCCUGCAUCCUUCGUGGGAACUUUGCAGAAGCUCAUCAGGUGGUAUUCAUGUUCAACCUGAAGUCUUCACCCAGCGCAGGGGAACUGAUGUUUGUGGAACGCUACCAAGAGGUGAUCCAGGAGCUAGCCCAAGUAGAGCACAAGAUUGAAAACCAGAACUCAGAUGGGGGUAGCAGCACCAUUCGGAGAACCAACAGUGGCCGUUCAACUCUGCAGGCCAUUGGCAGUGCUGCAGCAGCAGGGAUAGUAUUUUACUCCAUUUCUGAUGUGACUGAGAAGCUGCUCAGCACCUCUGGAGAACCCAUCCCCACACUUCAGGAGGACUUUUGGAUAAACACUGCUCCCAUGGAGCCCACUGCUCCACUGAGAGAGGUUCUGGAGGAUCUCAGUCCCCCCGCCAUGGCUGCAUUUGACCUUGCUUGCUCUCAGUGCCAGCUCUGGAAAACCUGCAAACAGCUCUUGGAAACAGCUGAACGGCGUUUGAACAGCAGCCUUGAGAGCCGGGGUCGACGGCUAGACCAGCCACACCUCCAUGCUGAUGGCAUUCGAGGUUUUCCCGUUGUUCUUCAGCAAAUUAGUAAGAUUCUCAGUUACCCACUUACAUCAACUGGACAAACGAAAUCAGAGGCUGUAGAAGAUAAAGCAGGAGGCCCUCCACGGUACAGCAUCAUUGAACUGCUUCAGAUGUGCUGGCCCAGACUCACUGAGGACUGUGUUGCCAGCCACACCAGCCUCUCCCAGCAGCUGGAUCAAACUCUUCAAUCUCUGAGAGAAGCAAUAGCACUGCCAGAGCCCAAGAGUACUCCUCUCACAUCCCUGGUGGAGCAGUCCUCCCAAAAGGCUCCUGAAGCAGAGGCCUACCCUAUUCACAUUCAGAUUGAGCUCCUCCAGAAGAAUCUGAGCAGACAAGCCCCAGCAGGCAUUGAGCAGACUGACUAUGUGGGCACCUUCUUCACCUACUGCAGCACCCUGGCUGCAGUUCUCCUUCAGAGUUUAAGCUCUGAGCCUGAUCACAUGGAGGUGAAAAUAGGAAAUCCCUUCGUUCUCCUGCAACAGAGCUCUUCCCAACUGUUGUCACAUCUCCUGCUAGAGAGACAGGUUCCCCCACAGAGGUUGGCGGACCUUCUGGCCCAAGAAGGACUCAGCCUAAGUGUGCCUCAGGUCAUUGUCAACUGCUGCUGUGAGCCCCUUAGUCUUUGCCCUUCUCUGCAAAGCCAGCAGGCAUCAUCCCUUCUGACUCACCUGGGCAUCUUGGCCCAGCAACAUAUAUCCAACUGCCUGGAUGACAUCCCCCUCUCUAGACCAAGCUCCCCUAGACCAAAUGAGAAUCUCACACCAGAGAAAAAGCUCCAUUCCUCUCCAAAAGACUCACCAACCCCAGCUCUCACCUCCUCUGCCUUGGCCUUCCUAAAGUCCCAUUCAAAGCUACUGGCUACUAUUGCUUGCCUAGGAGCUUCCCCAGGGACAAAGGUUAGUAAGACCAGCUUGUGGAAGGAGCUGUGUGGUCGCAAAGAAGUGCCUCUGACUGUAGAACAGAUCACCAAGGAGUGUGAGCACCUCUUGGAACAGUUCCCUGUGCUUGAGGCCUCUCUCUUAGCUACCUGGGAGCCUCUCCAUGGAUCCUCCGAGCAGGGAAGGAGUCUGGCAGCUAGUUUCUGCGGUCGCACCAGCCUCUCUACUGUGCUCCUGGGCCUGCAUUCUCCUAUUGCCCUAGAUGUGUUGAUUGGGGCAUUCAAAGAAGCCCUGGUGGCCAGAGAUUGGCCACGGGCCCUUCAGCUCACUGAGGUAUAUGGGCAAGACACAGAUGAUCUGAGCCACGUUUGGGAUGCAGUCCUGAGCUGUGCUGUCGCAUGUGACAAGGAAGCAUGGCGAUAUCUGUUUCCUGUGAAGGAUGCAUGUCUGAGAAGUCGGCUGGCCUUGCAGUUUAUGGACAGGUGGCCCCUGGAGUCAUGUCUGGAGAUCUUAGCUUACUGCAUUUCAGAUAAAGCUAUCCAAGAAGGUUUAAAGUCUGAGCUGCAGAGGAAGUUGGCAGAGCUGCAAGUGUAUCAGAAGAUUCUGGGUUUGCAGGAUCCCCCAGUGUGGUGUGACUGGCAGGCCCUGAAGAGCUGCUGUGUUGAGGACCCAUCAGCUAUCAUGAACAUGAUUCUGGAAGCACAGGAGUAUGAGCUAUGUGAGGAAUGGGGCUGCCUAUACCCCAUUUCAAAAGAACAUUUAAUCAGCCUACAUCAAAACCAUCUUCUCUACCUACUAGAAAGAAGAGAUCAUGAAAAGGCUUUGAAACUUCUGCAAAGAAUCCCUGACCCUGCCAUGUGCCUUGAGGUCACAGAGAAGUCCCUUGACCAGCAUCCUAGCUUGGCCACAUCACACUUCUUGGCCAACUACCUCACCACCCAUUUCUAUGGAGAACUGACCACUGCUCGACACCAUGAAAUCCAGGCACUGUACAUGGGAUCCAAGGUUCUGCUGACUCUGCCUGAGCAGCACCGGAACAGCUAUUCCCACUUGUCCUCCAACCCCCUACUCAUGUUAGAGCAGCUGCUGAUGAACAUGAAGGUGGAUUGGGCCACUCUGGCAGUGCAGACUCUGAACCAGUUGCUGACUGGACAGGAGAUUGGCUUCACCAUGAAUGAGGUUGACUCCUUGCUUUCCAGAUAUGCAGGGAAAGCCCUGGACCUCCCAUACCCUCUGAGGGAGAAACGAUCAGAUUCUGUGAUUCAUCUCCAGGAAAUUGUUCAUCAGACUUCGGAACCUGAAACCCUGUCUAGAUCACCAUCAACAGAAUUCUCUACUACUGUUUCUGGUACCUCCGUGGCAUGUUCCCCCAGCCCAAGUGAAAGGUGUUUUGCUCCAAAUCAGCCUCUACUGGAAUUUGUGCCCCCAUCAGCACCUCCUGCCAGGAGCCAGUGGGUACCAGAUGAGACUGAAAACAUCUGCAUGGUGUGCCGCAGGGAGCACUUCACCAUGUUCAACAGACGUCAUCACUGUCGCCGCUGUGGCCGGCUAGUGUGUGGUUCUUGUUCCACUAAGAAAAUGGUGGUGGAAGGCUGCAGGGAGAGCCCUACUCGUGUGUGUGACCAGUGCUACAGUUACUACAACAAAGAUACAUCAGAGGAGAGCCCAAGCCAAUCAGAAGCUGCAGAAAGCUCUAAGAGCGAAAGCCUUCCGUAUCUGGCUGUGGUGAGAGUUCCCAAAGCAGCAGAGGUGGAAUGGAUUUUGAGUCUAAAUGAAGAAGAAAAUGAGCUAGUGAGGAGUGAAUUCUACUAUGAGCAGGCUCCUAGCGCCUCCUUGUGUAUUGCCAUCCUGAAUCUGCACCAGGACAGUGUGGCCUGUGGUCAUCAGCUAAUUGAGCACUGCUGCAGGCUAUCUAAGGGCCUCACCAACCCAGAAGUGGAUGCAGGGUUGCUCACAGACAUUAUGAAGCAGCUGCUCUUUAGCGCCAAGAUGAUGUUUGUCAAGGCUGGCCAGAGCCAGGACUUGGCUCUUUGUGACAGUUACAUCAGCAAGGUGGAUGUACUGAAUAUUUUAGUUGCUGCUGCCUAUCGCCACGUGCCAUCUCUAGAUCAGAUCUUACAGCCAGCUGCAGUAACCAGGCUAAGAAACCAGCUUCUGGAAGCUGAAUACUACCAACUGGGCAUUGAGGUUUCCACAAAAACUGGGCUUGAUUCCGCUGGGGCUUGGCAUGCAUGGGGCAUGGCCUGCCUCAAAGCUGGGAACCUCAAUGCUGCACGAGAAAAGUUCAGCCGCUGUCUGAAACCCCCUUUGGACCUCAAUCACCUAAGUCAUGGCUCCAGGCUGGUCCAGGAUGUGGUUGAAUACCUGGAGUCCACAGCAAGACCCCUUGUUUCCCUGCAAGAUGAUGAUUACUUUGCCACCUUGAGGGAACUUGAAAUGACCCUUCGAACCCAGAGCCUCUCCCUGGAAGUGAUUCCUGAAGGAAAAACCAUGAACAACACCUACUACCAAGAAUGCCUCUUCUACCUGCAUAACUAUAGUACCAACCUAGCCAUCAUCAGCUUCUACAUGAGGCACAGCUGUCUACGGGAAGCCCUCUUACACCUCCUCAACAAGGACAGUCCUCCAGAAGUCUUUAUAGAAGGAAUUUUCCAGCCAAGCUAUAAAAGUGGAAAGCUACACACAUUAGAAAACUUACUAGAAUCCAUCGAUCCAACCUUGGAGAGUUGGGGAACAUAUUUGAUUGCUGCCUGCCAGCAUUUACAGAAGAAGAACUACUACCACAUUCUGUACGAACUACAGCAGUUUAUGAAGGACCAAGUUCGGGCUGCCAUGACCUGUAUUCGGUUCUUCAGUCAUAAAGCAAAGUCUUACACAGAGCUGGGAGAGAAGCUUUCAUGGCUCCUUAAGGCCAAGGAUCACCUGAAGAUCUACCUCCAAGAAACAUCCCGCAGCUCUGGAAAAAAGAAAACUGCCUUCUUCCGGAAAAAGAUGACUGCAGCUGAUGUAUCCAGGCACAUGAAUACACUUCAGCUGCAGAUGGAAGUGACCAGAUUCUUACAUCGGUGUGAAAGUGCUGGGACCUCUCAAAUCACCACUCUGCCUCUGCCAACAUUGUUUGGAAAUAACCACAUGAAAAUGGAAGUUGCCUGCAAGAUCAUGCUAGGAGGGAAAAAUGUAGAAGAUGGUUUUGGAAUAGCGUUCCGUGUUCUGCAGGACUUCCAGCUGGAUGCUGCUGCCACCUACUGUAGAGCUGCCCGGCAGCUGGUGGAAAAGGAGAAAUACAGCGAGAUCCGACAACUGCUCAAAUGUGUCAGUGAGUCAGGCAUGGCAGCCAAAAGCGAUGGGGAUACCAUCCUUCUCAACUGCGUGGAAGCCUUCAAGAGAAUCCCACCACAGGAGUUGGAGGGCCUGAUCCAGGCAAUACACAACGAUGACAAUAAGGUUCAGGCUUACCUUACUUGUUGCAAACUGCGUUCUGCAUACCUGAUUGCUGUGAAGCAAGAACACUCCCGGGCCACCACCCUUGUCCAGCAGGUGCAACAGGCUGCCAAGAGCAGCGGGGAUGCAGUAGUACAAGACAUCUGUGCCCAGUGGCUCCUGACAAGCCUCUCCCGUGGUACCCAUGGCUCAGGCUCCAGGAAGUGAUCCUGAGUAGCAGGGCCAAGAAAACAUAGCCUGAGAACUGUGGCAACAGGAGCAAUGCCCUACAACCUCUCUUCUCCUGUGGAAAAGGACUUCUCUGGCUCUGCCCCAGAUGGAAAAGAGCUGGAAUGGCCCCUUCUUUCCUACUUAGGCAAGAAUAGGACCUUUCACACAAGUGCCAUGUUUCUGUAGACUUGGGAAUCUGUGUUUGUCUGAAGAUAGCCAGUUCUUUCUACCUCAGAGUGAGUGAGUGAGUGUGUGUGUGUGUGUGUGUGUAUGUGUGUGUGUGUGUGCGCGCCCAUAUGUGUGCAUGUUCCUAUGCACUCAUGUUUAUGCCCAAACAUUUUCUGAACAAAUGAGACUCUCCUCCUUUGAAAAGAGGCACUUUACUUUAGACUUCUGCCAGUCUGAAAACCUUCCCUGCGUUUUGGUUCUUAACCCGGGUUCUCCUGUUUGUACACAGUCCCCUCUCCAUGCGACAUUGGUAGCUCUUCUUAACUAGCUGGGUUUAACAGAAAGUUAUAGAGCAACACCAAAAGGAUAGCUACUCCCUUCCCAUAAUUCAUAGAUGACUUUUCAACCUGUGGAAUGAAAUGGUUUUUCAGGUGACUCCAAUGACGCGAGUCUGGAAGGUUAGCCUGAAGACGGGGCUUUUCCAACACCAGCACCAGAAAGCUCUGGCUGCAGUAGAGAUGAUCAAAUCUGGGAGGACAUCACAUGAGCAGAGCAUGGCCUGUGGCAUUCAUUCUGAGGGGAAGAACAAACAGACCUGUCCGAGUAAGGACACAAGGCAGUUGUUUACAAGCACAAGGUUGGCUCUUAUAAAUAUCCCUACUGCAAAGUUGAUGGGUACAGGAACAUAGCUUUCUCUUUAGAGCCUGGAGAGAUAAAUGGUAGUUGAAAUCCUGUGACUGAAUGGCUAGCUUUUGGGAAUCUGUGUUCCCAUCCUGUUUGUGCCUCUUGAAUUGGUUAAGAAACCACUCCUCUUCUCUUCAGUCUCUUUGAGACCACAGGGUGAAUAUGCGAACACCUGAGUCUAUCUUAACAGAGGGAACUAGGGGGUUGAUUUCAGGGUUGGGCCUGGGGCCAAGAGUCUGGAUAGGAACCAGAGGAAGGUACAAUGAACAGAUCAUGUCCAGUUGGUGGAAAACUAGGUAAAGCAUUUCUUGAAUGUGGGUUGGCUUGUCUUCCCAUGUGACAUGUUAGUGUUUGAGAAAGGGCCUGUCAAACUCUUGAUUUGGAUUUGCGAAUGAGGGGUCUAAAGGAGAGCUCUGAAACCCUGAGUCUUCCACCAGCUAGAGCUCAGUUAUCUCACCUGUGAUGCUGAGACAAACAGGAGCUGAAAGCUGUAGAUAAAUAAAUAUCUGGUGCUUAGAAACCCUGUGGAUUUCUAUCUGAACCAAAAAUUUCAAUAGCAAAAUAAA
Dipodomys spectabilis (banner-tailed kangaroo rat) is the source of this 9185-nucleotide messenger RNA. RefSeq names its product zinc finger FYVE-type containing 26 (gene Zfyve26). The transcript has 42 exons. The coding region runs from base 145 to 7764 and encodes 2539 amino acids. Gene Ontology annotation, molecular function: phosphatidylinositol-3-phosphate binding; metal ion binding. Gene Ontology annotation, cellular component: lysosomal membrane; midbody; centrosome. NCBI's taxonomy places the organism in Eukaryota, Metazoa, Chordata, Mammalia, Rodentia, Heteromyidae. The record is from RefSeq and is a predicted model, not a curated record. Gene Ontology annotation, biological process: mitotic cytokinesis; double-strand break repair via homologous recombination; regulation of cytokinesis.